Messenger RNA from Chanos chanos (milkfish), 963 nucleotides. Its product is annotated as L-rhamnose-binding lectin CSL3-like. The record is from RefSeq and is a predicted model, not a curated record. The transcript has 9 exons. Lineage: Eukaryota; Metazoa; Chordata; Actinopteri; Gonorynchiformes; Chanidae. Gene Ontology annotation, molecular function: carbohydrate binding. Bases 1 to 963 code for a protein of 320 amino acids.
AUGCCGCCCCCGCCAAGAUGCCGUCCUGGACGGCUGUCCAUGCCGCCCAUGCCUAAAUCCGUCCCUGCCUGCACAAGUCCAUUUCAGCAGCCAGUCCUGUGCGAUGUCGAGAAUCCCCACAGCUGCACUGAGGAUGGAGUGAUAAAUGUACUGUCAACCACGUAUGGAAGAACAGAUGGGCAAAUCUGCAGUUACAACAGACCUCAGGAGCAGCUCACCAACACAGACUGUUCCCAGUCGGUUCCACUCAUCUCACAAAUAUGUGAUGGAAGGAAAGAGUGUGAGACCAAUCCUCACACAUUCUCUCUUCCUGAUCCGUGUUUUGGGACCUACAAAUAUUUUACCACAAACUUUGAGUGCCUUCCAGCUCGAGUCAGUGUAGCAUGUGAGGGCGAAUAUAGCACACUGGACUGUGGUUCCGAUGUGAUACAGAUCAACAGUGCAAAUUAUGGACGCACAGACAGCACAACCUGCACCCUUGGAUGGCCAGCCCAUCAAAUAUCUAACACCAACUGCUUUGCCCGCAACACUCUCAGUCUAAUUGCUGAACAGUGUGAUGGACAAAACAGCUGUAAUGUGUAUGCAUCAAACAGUGUCUUUUCUGAUCCAUGUGUUCACAUCUACAAGUACCUGCAAAUCUCUUAUUUCUGCAUUCCACGUUCAAUAAUGACGAGUGUGAUCUGUGAACAUCAUACCAGGGUUUUGAGCUGUGAAAACGGUCACAUAAAGAUCCAGUCUGCCAAUUAUGGGCGCACAGACUCUACAACCUGCUCUGGUGGAGUCCCCAGUAAUCAACACACCAAUACCAACUGCUAUUCAUCCAACUCUCUUGGAAUUGUUUCUGCAAACUGUGACGGGAAGACUCACUGCUCUCUGCGUGCGUCAAACAGUAUCUUCUCUGACCCCUGUGUGGGAACCUUUAAGUACUUGGAGGUCAUCUAUUCCUGUUUAGUUCCAUGGUAA